CAUAUCACCGUCAAAUGACAAUAUAAAUGAGGUAAACUGAUAAUAAUAUAAUCAGAUUACUUCACAGAAUUGUAAACUUUCAACAAGGAAGGAAGAUCACUAUUGUUUAGACAUGGCUGUCCCAGGGAAAAGGAUGCCCAAACAUUUUUCCUUGUCAACUAUUGGCUGUGAUGAAGACAUAGUAUUGUACUGUCAGCCUUGUGACCAUGAUGGCCCUCGACUCCCUGCCCAUGGUUACUGUGUUGACUGUAGGGAGCACCUGUGCGAGACUUGCUUUACACUCCACAAGAGACAUACUCUUUCAAGGCAUCAUUAUCUUCUAGAUAAAAACAGCAUGCCACAAACCAUGUCUUCAGCCUCUGUUCAUCCAAGCCAGCCUGACAACCUUACCAAACCUUGCCCUAAACACAUGAAAGAAAUGAUCAAGUUCUACUGUCAGAACCAUGAAACACUACUCUGCAGUGUAUGUGUUACUCUUGAACACACAGGUAUAUCUUGCGAAGUAAACUACAUCCCCGACAUUUCUGACCUGGUAAUAAAUAGCAAAGAACAUCAAGUUAUCUUGAAAGCUAUGGAUACCAUUACUAAGCAAUGUUGCAAGACAUCAGAAGAUGUGAAGAAAAUCAUCGCAAAGUCCAACAGUUCUUUAACAGAUGUAUUGGCUGAUAUAAAGAAGUUUCGGAGAGAAAUAAACCAAAGACUAGAUGAACUGGAAAGGCAAGCAGAAGAUGCAGCAAAAGCUAUCCAACAAGAAAAUAACAAGAACCUGAAGACAGUAGAAACAACUUGUGAUGAUGUAACCAAGUCUCUGAAGACAUCAUCUGGCAUCAUUCAACAUCUCAACACAUCCAAACAAGCAGACAAACUUUUCAUGGAGCUGAAAUUAGCAGAGCAAAUGAUCAAAGAUUAUGAGAAACGUGUCCACCAGCUAGCAGCAUUUGAUGUCAAACUGUACAACUUUAUAUCAAAUAAAGAAAUAUCAACUUUACUUGAAAAGGAUAGGUCACUGGGUACAUUCACAGAGAAAUCAUUAAAACAACCAAGUCCUCCUCCAGCCGUUGAUAUCAAAUUCAGAAAAACUACACAACAGGGUAAAAUCUGUGUAGAGACAUCAAAAGAUAAACAGGCAUGCUAUAUAACAGGAAUGACUCUCCUUACUCCUGAUCUUCUUAUCAUCACUGACUGGUGUAACUGCGCUGUUAAAAUAGUGGAUACCUGCAGUCAGUCUGUUACUGAUCAAUUACAACUAGAUACUAUACCAAGUAAAGUCACCUCAGUUACCAGUACAGAACUUGCUGUCACAUUUCGUGACAAACAAACUAUUCUGUUUAUAUCAGUCUACGCAAACAAACUCAAGAAGAAACAAACUCUGAAGGUUGAUGGAAAAUGUCAAGGUAUCAGUUGCUACCAGGGGAAACUUGUUGUGUCAUUUGUUCAACCUGCAGGACUCCAAAUUCUUGGUACUAAUGGUUCUAUACUGAAAACAGUCAGAGGAGAAAAUAUUUUCAGCUGGCCAGUAUAUGUUACCACUAACUCAAAUUCUAUCUAUGUAUCUAACUGUAAAAUGAAAACAAUUACAAGGUUAAACUGGCAGGGCGAGGUGAUUGGUAGUUAUGGUGGUAUAACUAAGCUUCUUGGUAUAACACUGUCAGAUGAUGGUACUGUUUUUGUGUGUGACUAUGACAGAAAUGUUAUAGAAGAGAUAGCAGGUGACUGUUCUACAGGAAAGGUUGUGUUGGAGAACGUCAAUAGUCCCUAUACUGUCUGUUGGUGUGCUGAAACAAGUCAACUGUACUUCAGCUGUAGAACUGAACAAGGCAAACAUGACAACUUUCUCCAGGUCUUCAAGCUGUCAUAACUAGGACAAAACUCAUCAACAGCUUAACCAAUAUAUGCUGUGAAAUCAUUCAUAAUCAUGGAGAACUUCAUUUUGUGGAUUUUGUGAUGUCAAUUCAUGACAAACAAAGAAUAUUCCUACUUAUUCUAUCUUUAAUGGUGCAUGCCUCUAGAUAAAAGAAUUUUAAAAAGAGACUGCAGUUGGUUUUAACUACUGAAAAUGAUGAACAUAAUUAUUGUUUUAAAUAACUAUUUUUAGGUAUUUCUACAUAUUUGAUAAACCAGAAGUGAUGGCACAACGUCAUUUAUCCAGAUAAGAUAGAAUAAAAUCUAGAAUUGGCGUAUGGAAAUCAAAAUUAGUUAAUGGCUACAAAUAAAUAAAUUAAUUUACUACAAGGGCCAAGUUACUAUCUUUCUAAAGUUAAAAUCUGAUAUUAAAACAUCUGACAAUCUACAUUUCAGGUUAAAUAAUUAAAAAUAAUGUCUUAAAACCAGCUUGAAAUGUGCAGUUGAUUUUAAUCACAAGUGAGUGAAUACCUCAAAAACAAGCACAUGGACCUAGUAUACUUUUUUCUUUCAAAAUAUAAUAGGUCAAAAUUUCUAUUUACAAAAAUAUUAUAAAAAUUGUGCUUUUCAAACAGACUCCCAUUAUGAAAUCUUGCAUGAGGGCCAAUGUUUUCAACUCAGACUAGCAAAAAAUCAAGUAAACGACCCUAUCUUUUUCACUGAUGAAUUUUCUUAGUAUAAUCUAAACAUUUUAAAAAUCAGGGUUUAAUCAAAUUCUACAUUGUAGAAAAAAAUUGAUCAAAACCUGCAGAACUACCUUGAUAUAAAUGACACAAAGUACAGCUAUAUUCCCUCUAAAUGUAAUCAAAUGUAAAUACUUUGACUUGACAUUUUUUGGGAGUUUUCUACAACUAUUUCUUUUUAUUACGAGUUUUUUGGGUUUUUUUUCAGAUAAAAAGUUUGUAAAUAGAAAAACAAUUCUGCUUCAAUUACCAAUUAAAUGUCUUUUCUAAAUUUUUACCAAAAUCAUGAUAUUUUAUGCCAAUAAUUUAAAGCAAUUUCACAACACUGCAAAUGUUUUACUGCUAGUUAUUACUGUUAAUGUAAACUGUAAGAAAAUCUCCCAGUAUUCAUACUCAAGAACUGUUCACAUGUGUAAUAUCCUCAGAUGGUUGAAUGUCUGUACAUAUAAUUAUAUAGUAUGAAAAUAAAUGGAAUAUUACA
Messenger RNA from Mercenaria mercenaria, 3066 nucleotides. RefSeq lists its product as uncharacterized. The record is from RefSeq and is a predicted model, not a curated record. Gene Ontology annotation, molecular function: zinc ion binding; ubiquitin-protein transferase activity. The coding region runs from base 113 to 1858 and encodes 581 amino acids. The transcript is spliced from 2 exons. Lineage: Eukaryota; Metazoa; Mollusca; Bivalvia; Venerida; Veneridae. Gene Ontology annotation, cellular component: chromatin; nucleoplasm. Gene Ontology annotation, biological process: positive regulation of DNA-templated transcription.